UCAAAUUGAGCCAACAGAGCUAACCUUCUUAAUCUCUCUGUCUUGUUUUUGUCCCCAAGUUCCUGAAUAUGGCCUCUUCUGAAAAGAAUUACCAUGUGUUCCUAAGUUUUAGAGGCACGGACGUCCGCAACAACUUCCUCCGUGAUCUCUAUGCAGCUCUGAAUCAGAAAGGGAUAUACACUUUUGUGGAUAGUGAGGAGCUCAGGAAAGGAGAGCAAAUAUCGCCGGCACUUAUGAGCGCGAUCGAGGAAUCGCGUGUCGCGAUCAUCAUUUUUUCCGAGGACUACGCUUUCUCGCGGUGGUGUUUGAAAGAGUUGGCGAAGAUCAUGGAGUGCAAGGCACGGAAGGAGCUGAUUGUGUUGCCAGUGUUUUACAAAGUGGAACCAAGAGAAGUGAGACGGGCGAUAAAAGGUUAUGGGAGAGCUAUGGCUAAGCAUGAGUCCAAUUCCGAGAAUGAUCUGAAGGCAGUGGAGACAUGGAAGAAGGCUCUCUUCGAUGCCGGUAACUUGUCUGGUUGGGUUUGCAAUGAUGGAGAUGAAGCAGAGGUCAUACAAAGCAUCGUAAGGGAAUUACCAAUUCGUCUAGAGCGUACACCCUUGGAUGUUGCUAAGUAUCCGGUUGGAAUAGAGUCCCUAGUUGAAGAACUAAAAUCACUGUCACUGGAAGAGUUGGAUGGUGAUGAUGUUCUCAUGAUAGGUAUAUGGGGACCUGGAGGCAUAGGGAAGACGACAAUCGCUAAAGCGAUAUAUAAUGCUAUUCAAGGACAGUUUCGGGGAGUUAUAUUUUUGGAGCGAGUUAGAGAAACUUCAAACAAAUGCGAUGGUCUAGUUGAGUUGCAAAGAAGACUUCUUUCUCAAACCUUUUCUCCUAAACAUGUAAUGGUCCAUAGUGUCUCUGAAGGAAUUAGUUUGAUAAAGGUAAGACUUUAUUGCAAGAAGGUUCUCCUGGUUCUUGAUGAUGUUGACCAUCCGUGUCAACUGGAUGCGUUAGCCGGAGGAGGCAAUUGGUUUGGCAAAGGAAGUAGAAUCUUUGUAACAUCAAGGGAUAAACAUUUGUUUACUACUUCUCGUUGCGAAUAUUGUGUGUAUGAAGUUAAACCUUUAAAGGACGACAAGGCACUAGACCUUUUUAUUUGUCAUGCCUUUCCAAACAGCCAUAAAGUUGAAAUAAGAAAUGAUCUCAUAGAUAGAGCAGUGCAUUAUGCUGGCGGCCUUCCAUUAGCCCUCGAAGUGUUGGGCUCAUUCUUAUGUGGAAGAAACGAACCAGCAUGGAAAAGUGAGCUGGAUAAACUCUCCAAUAAGUCUAAUGAAAAUAUCGAUCGAAUUCUGAAGAUAAGCUUCUAUGGAUUGGAGAAGAAUGAGAGGGAUAUUUUCCUCGACAUUGCUUGUUUCUUCAAGGGAAAAAGUAUAGAAUACAUCACAGAAGUUCUCGACGGCUGUGACUUUGCGACAACUAUAGGAAUAGAAAUUCUCAUGGAGAGAUCCUUGAUAAGAAAUGAGUAUGGGACCCUCCAAAUGCAUGAUUUGGUUGAAUUGAUGGGGAACGGAAGCAAUAGAGGCCAUAGUAGUGGACUUGCUCACACCAAAAGAGAAAAAUUUGAGUCUUGA
Eucalyptus grandis is the source of this 1607-nucleotide messenger RNA. Its product is annotated as disease resistance protein RUN1. The transcript is spliced from 3 exons. Gene Ontology annotation, molecular function: ADP binding. Lineage: Eukaryota; Viridiplantae; Streptophyta; Magnoliopsida; Myrtales; Myrtaceae. The record is from RefSeq and is a predicted model, not a curated record. Gene Ontology annotation, biological process: signal transduction; defense response. Bases 69 to 1607 code for a protein of 512 amino acids.